CACAGCAUUCGGUGCUGUCAAAAAAAUCUGUUAUCAAAAAAAUUUACAUUGUUUUACUAUUAAUUUUAAUUUAGGUUUUUUUAUAGUGAGUUUAAAUAUAAAAUAAUAAUCAUAAAAAAUGGCGAUGGCUGAGAAGAAAAAUGAAUACCCACCUGGGGUAGAAGCUGAUAGAAAGUUGCUAAGAUUCGAUACUUGGGAAGAUUAUCUGGAUUCGCUCAUAGAAAUCGCUGAUCUUAGGAAUUUGAGGAGCAUAGCUUCUGCGAGGACUAUUGCUGCUCUUGGAUACAGAGCAUACGGAGACACCCUAUCGGAACGGGAAUUCUACACUCGCCGAGCUGCAAUCCAUGAGAUAGUUUACCCUAAAGGGAAGCCGUACGUCCUAGUCAGUGAGGGAGCAGACUUGGAGGAUUCCUUCAACAGAGAACUGGCUGUGAGGGAACGAGCUAACAGAAUUGGCAUUCUACAGUCUAUAAUCUUCAUCCGCCACUACACAAGAGGUGGCUUCGAAAUAUCAGGGUACAUAGACUUCGCUCACAGGCUGAUCUCUGAGAACUGGACUCCAUUCUUCAAGCAAGGCAAGACCUUAUGGCCGAGGGACAGUGACCUCGGCUACUACCAUUGGCGUCAUGGGACUGUUAGAAGCAAUAUUAGCAGGAAUUAUAAGCCAGUAAUGGAUCCGGAGAGAGGUCUGCUCUUCCAGAACCGUCAUGAUCACAAAAUCAUUUGUCCGGAUCCCCAACAAGAUCCGGGCCAGAACACGACGAAACAACGUGUGUACUCGUCCAAAUAUACACAAAUUGAAAUCUACGAUCAUGUUGUGAGAAGAAGAAGUUAAGGGGAGAUAUUAUCUACUAUUUUGUAAAUCUAUAAUAUAAAAAUAAGUCGGGUUUUCCUUCCUGACGCUAUAACUCAAGAACGCGCGAACCGAUUUCCACGGUUUUGCAUUCGUUGGAAAGGUCUCGGGCUCCGUGAGGUUUAUAGCAAAGAAAAUUCAAGAGAAAAGCAGGGAAAAUCAUUGGUGGCGAAACGGAGUUCGCCGGGUUUGCUAGUUUUAUUAUAGAAAUCAUUGUGCUUAGGUUAAUAGAUUUUUAUU
This is a messenger RNA of Spodoptera frugiperda (fall armyworm), 1093 nucleotides long. RefSeq names its product cilia- and flagella-associated protein 299-like. The coding region runs from base 119 to 835 and encodes 238 amino acids. NCBI's taxonomy places the organism in Eukaryota, Metazoa, Arthropoda, Insecta, Lepidoptera, Noctuidae. The transcript has 4 exons. The record is from RefSeq and is a predicted model, not a curated record.